AUGCCCGAUAAGUUACCCCUCAGCAAAGUCCCCCCCAACUUUCUCGGGCUCAAUUCGGUCGAAAGGGCCGAGCCUGGCCCCGUCACAGAGUUCGUCAAGCAACACCAGGGCCACACCGUGAUAUCCAAGGUGUUGAUCGCCAACAACGGUAUUGCCGCGGUCAAAGAGAUCCGAUCCGUUCGCAAGUGGGCCUACGAGACCUUUGGCGACGAAAGAGCUAUCCAGUUUGUCGCCAUGGCAACGCCCGAGGAUCUCGAGGCCAACGCCGAAUACAUUCGUAUGGCCGACCAGUGCGUGGAGGUGCCUGGCGGCACCAACAACAACAACUACGCCAACGUCGAGCUUAUAGUGGAGAUUGCGGAACGCACAAACGUCCACGCUGUGUGGGCUGGCUGGGGCCAUGCCUCCGAGAACCCCAUGUUGCCCGAGAUGUUGGCUGCGUCGCCUAAAAAAAUCGUGUUCAUAGGUCCCCCAGGUUCUGCCAUGCGUUCUUUGGGUGACAAAAUUUCGUCCACAAUUGUUGCUCAGCAUGCUGAGGUGCCAUGUAUCCCAUGGUCAGGAACCGGUGUGGCCGACGUCGAAAUCGAUAAGGAAACCAACCUUGUGUCGGUGUCUGACGAAACGUACGCCAAGGGCUGCUGUUCGAGUCCUGAGGACGGUUUAGAGAAGGCCAAACAGAUCGGCUUUCCCGUGAUGAUCAAGGCCUCCGAAGGUGGAGGCGGCAAAGGUAUCCGUAAAGUCGACAACGAGGACGACUUCAUCGCCUUGUACAACCAGGCUGCCAACGAAAUCCCUGGCUCCCCAAUAUUUAUCAUGAAGUUGGCUGGCUCAGCCAGACACUUGGAAGUUCAACUUUUGGCCGACCAAUACGGCACAAACAUUUCCCUCUUCGGCCGUGACUGUUCUGUGCAAAGACGUCACCAGAAGAUCAUUGAAGAGGCUCCUGUGACAAUCGCCAACCAGGAAACUUUCCGUGAGAUGGAGAACGCCGCCGUCAGAUUGGGUAAGCUAGUCGGUUACGUUUCUGCCGGUACUGUCGAGUACUUGUAUUCUCACGCCGAGGACAAAUUCUACUUCUUGGAGUUGAAUCCUAGAUUGCAGGUUGAGCAUCCAACCACUGAGAUGGUCACAGGUGUCAACUUACCAGCUGCACAGUUGCAAAUCGCUAUGGGUAUCCCCAUGCACAGAAUUAGAGACAUCAGAACCUUAUACGGUGUGGACCCACACACAACAACAGAGAUUGACUUCGAGUUUAAAUCAGAGACUUCUUUGACUACCCAACGCCGUCCCAAGCCAAAGGGCCACUGUACGGCGUGUCGUAUCACUUCUGAGGACCCAGGUGAAGGGUUCAAGCCCUCUGGUGGUAGCUUGCACGAAUUGAACUUCCGUUCUUCGUCUAACGUGUGGGGUUACUUCUCUGUGAGCAAUCAGUCAUCGAUUCAUUCAUUUUCAGAUUCCCAGUUUGGUCAUAUUUUCGCCUUUGGUGAGAACCGUCAGGCCAGUAGGAAACAUAUGGUUGUGGCCCUUAAAGAGUUGUCGAUCCGAGGUGACUUCAGAACUACUGUCGAGUACUUGAUCAAGUUGUUGGAAACCCCCGACUUCGAGGACAACACCAUCACCACUGGCUGGUUGGACGAGUUGAUCAGCAAGAAGUUGACCGCAGAGAGACCCGACCCUAUUCUUGCAGUUUUAUGCGGUGCUGCUACCAAGGCCUUUAUCGCUUCCAGAGACGACAGGAAAGAGUACGCUAUGUCUCUCGAGAAGGGCCAGGUGCCAAACAAGCUGUUGUUGCGGACGAUCUUCCCUAUUGAGUUCAUCUACGAGGGUCACAAGUACAAGUUCACAGCCACCAUGUCCUCUGAAGAUGCUUUCACAUUAUUUUUGAACGGUACGAGAGCCGUGGUUGGUAUUCGUUCUCUUUCUGAUGGAGGCUUAUUAUGUUCCAUCGACGGUCAGUCUCACUCCAUCUACUGGAAAGACGAACCGUCUGCUACCAGACUUUCUGUUGACGGCAAAACGUGCUUGUUGGAGGCUGAGAACGACCCUACGCAAUUGAGAACCCCAUCUCCGGGUAAACUUGUGAAGUACACUGUCGAGUCUGGCGAGCACGUUGUUGCUGGCCAGGCGUACGCCGAGGUGGAAGUCAUGAAGAUGUGUAUGCCUUUGAUUGCCCAGGAGAACGGUGUUGUGCAGACAAUCAAGCAGCCUGGCUCUACGGUCAAUGCAGGUGACAUCUUGGCCAUUUUAGCCUUGGACGAUCCAUCCAAGGUAAAGCACGCUUUGCCUUUCGAGGGCACUUUGCCUGAAUUUGGUGAGCCAAGCAUUCAAGGUACUCGUCCAGUCCACAAAUUCAAAAAGUACUCUUCAAUCUUGAGAAAUAUUCUUGCUGGUUACGAUAACCAGGUCAUCAUGAACUCCACGUUGAAGAACUUGAUUGAAGUUUUGCGUGACAGGGAGUUGCCCUACUCUGAGUGGAUCAUGCACUGCUCAGCUUUGCACUCGAGAUUGCCUAUUAAAUUAGACGAGGCCUUGACUGCUUCUAUUGAAAGAAGUCACUCCAGAGGUGCCGAAUUCCCUGCAAAGAACCUCCUCAAACUCAUGAGCAAAGCCGAGAAAGAAAGCUCCGAUCCUCUUUUCGGCAGCAUCGUUGCACCUUUGGUGGAUGUCGCUAACAGAUACGCUAAUGGCUUGGUAGAGCACGAGUACCAAUUCAUCUCAAGUUUGAUCAAUGAGUACUAUGAGGUGGAGAAGUUGUUUUCCGGCGGUGUAUCGCGUGAGGAAGACGUCAUUUUGAAGCUUAGAGACGAAAACAAGUCUGACUUGAACAAAGUGCUGAUCAUUGCUCUUUCUCACUCUCGUGUUUCUGCAAAAAACAAUUUGAUUUUGGCCAUUCUUGACGCCUAUCAGCCAAUUUUGCAACAGUCUGCCACUAUCGCUACUCCUAUCCGGGAAUCCUUGAGAAACAUAGUGGAGUUAGAAUCCCGUGGAACAGCCAAGGUCGCAUUGAAAGCCAGAGAGAUCUUGAUUCAGUGUUCUUUGCCAUCCAUUAAGGAAAGGUCAGAUCAGUUGGAGCACAUCUUAAGAUCUUCCGUUCUUCAAACGUCUUACGGUGAAGUAUACGCCAAAUACAGAUCCCCAGCCUUCGAUGUUAUUCGUGAGGUCGUUGAUUCAAAGCACACAGUCUUUGACGUUUUGUUGCAAUUCUUGGUGAACCCGGAUGAGUGGGUGGCCAUGGCUGCUGCUGAAGUCUACGUUCGCCGUUCAUACAGAGCGUACUCCUUGGGACCAAUUACCUACCACUUCCACGAGCAAGAAAAGUUGCCUAUCAUGGUGUGGGCGUUCCAAUUGCCCUCUCUUUCUUCUCAUGCUGCUCCCCAUGCUACUUUCAAGAACGACGCCAGCUCCAUGGGCAGAGCCGCCUCGGUUUCCGACUUGUCAUUCGUUGUUGACAACAAGAAGGAGCUGAAUGUGAGAACAGGUGUUUUGGUUCCUGUAAAGCAUAUUGACGACAUGGACGAGAUGCUCAUAGCUGGUCUCGACAAAAUCGAGCCUUCCGAUGCUAUUACCUUCCAGGCCGGCUCUGAGCCUGAGUACAUGAACGUUGUAAACGUUGCUGUAACUAACAUUGACGGCUAUGAAACCGAAGAGGAGGUUUUGGCUAAGGUUCACGAAACAAUUGAGGACACCAAAGAGGAAUUGAAGGCUGCUGCUGUUCGUCGUAUCACCUUCGUGUUUGGUAACAAGGUCGGUUCCUACCCUAAGUACUACACCUUUACUGCGCCAGACUAUGUCGAGAAUAAGGUUAUCAGACACAUCGAGCCUGCUUUGGCCUUCCAGUUGGAGCUCGGAAGAAUGGAAAACUUUGACAUCAAGCCCAUCUUUACCGAUAACAGAAACAUCCAUGUCUACGAAGCUGUGGGUAAAAACUCCCCAUCUGACAAGAGAUUCUUCACUCGUGGUAUCAUCAGAACCGGCGUUAUUAGUGAGGAUAUUUCUAUUGCCGAGUACUUGAUUGCUGAGUCGAAUAGGUUGAUGUCUGACAUUUUGGAUGCCUUGGAGGUGAUUGACACUUCCAACUCAGACUUGAACCAUAUCUUCAUCAACUUCUCUGCUGUAUUCAACGUUACCCCUGAGGAUGUUGAGGCUGCAUUUGGCUCGUUUUUGGAGAGAUUUGGCAGAAGAUUGUGGAGAUUGAGGGUCACCAGUGCCGAAAUUAGAAUCUCUUGUGUGGACCCCGCCUCUGGCCAGCCAUUCCCAUUGAGAGCUAUCAUCAACAACGUUUCUGGUUAUGUCGUCAAAUCUGAAUUGUACAUGGAGAUCAAGAACAAUAAGGGCGAGUGGGUGUUCAAGUCAAUUGGCAACCCUGGCUCUAUGCACAUGAGAUCCAUCAACACUCCUUACCCUGCUAAGGAAUCCUUGCAGCCCAAGCGUUACAGAGCUCACAACAUGGGAACCACAUAUGUAUACGAUUUCCCGGAGUUGUUCCGCCAGGCAACCCUUUCCCAGUGGAAGAAACACGCUAAGGACUCUAAGAUUCCAAAAGACUUCUUCGUUUCUGAGGAAUUGAUCAACGACGACAAUGGUGGAUUGACCGCAGUGGAAAGAGAACCCGGCUCGUCCAAGAUCGGUAUGGUUGGCUUUAAGGUCUCUGUCAAGACCCCAGAAUACCCGCACGGACGUCAAUUUAUCAUCGUUGCUAACGACAUCACUCACAAGAUUGGUUCUUUCGGUCCGGAGGAAGACGAGUUUUUCAACAAGUGUACCGAAUUAGCUCGUUCGUUAGGUAUUCCAAGAAUUUACCUUUCCGCCAACUCUGGUGCCAGAAUCGGUGUUGCUGAGGAGUUGCUUCCAUACUACAAGGUUGCUUGGAAUGAGGAGGGCAAGCCUGAGAAGGGUUUCAAGUACUUGUACUUGACCUCGGCCGAUAAGACGGCUCUUGAUGAAAGCGACAAGGGCAACGCCGUUAUAACAGAAAGAGUAGUUGAGCAAGGAGAAGAACGCCAUGUCAUCAAGACCAUUGUUGGUUCUGAAAAUGGUCUCGGUGUUGAGUGUCUUAAGGGCUCCGGUUUGAUUGCUGGUGCUACUUCCAAGGCUUACAAAGACAUCUUCACCAUCACAUUGGUGACGUGCAGAUCUGUGGGUAUUGGUGCCUACUUGGUGAGAUUGGGUCAGCGUGCGAUUCAGAUCGAAGGCCAGCCAAUCAUCUUGACAGGUGCCCCUGCCAUCAACAAGUUGUUGGGUAGAGAGGUUUACACUUCAAACUUGCAACUUGGUGGAACACAAAUCAUGUACAGAAAUGGUGUUUCUCACUUGACUGCUACUGACGACUUGGCCGGUGUGGAGAAAAUCAUGGAGUGGAUGUCGUACAUUCCAGCUAAGCGAAACACUCCAGUGCCAAUUUUGCACAGCAAUGAUCCUUGGGACAGAGACAUCGAGUUUGCUCCAGCACAGAAGGAACCUUACGACGUCAGAUAUAUGAUUAAUGGACGUGAGCUUGAAAAUGGCGAGUUCGAGGCUGGCUUAUUCGAUAAGGGCUCCUUCCAGGAGACCUUGUCUGGUUGGGCCAGAGGUGUUGUUGUUGGACGUGCCCGUCUUGGAGGAAUUCCUAUUGGUGUUAUUGGUGUUGAGACCAGAACUGUGGACAACUUGGUUCCUGCUGACCCUGCCAACCCAGAGUCUACUGAAAUCAUGCUUCAAGAAGCUGGUCAAGUGUGGUACCCCAACUCUGCUUUCAAGACCGCUCAGGCCAUUAACGAUUUCAACCACGGUGAACAGCUACCAUUGAUGAUCUUAGCUAACUGGAGAGGUUUCUCCGGUGGUCAGCGUGACAUGUUCAACGAGGUUCUCAAGUACGGUUCCUACAUUGUGGAUGCCUUGGUUGAUUUCAAGCAGCCUAUCUUUACCUACAUUCCACCUCACGGUGAAUUAAGAGGAGGUUCAUGGGUCGUUGUGGACCCUACCAUCAACGCUGACAUGAUGGAGAUGUAUGCUGACGUUGAGUCUAGAGCCGGUGUGUUGGAACCAGAAGGGAUGGUUGGCAUCAAGUACAGGAGAGACAAAUUAUUGGCUACCAUGGAGCGCUUAGACCCAGAGUAUAAUGCAUUGAAGCAGAAGCUUAACAGUAAGCUCGAGCCUGAGGAGCACGCGAAGGUGGCUGCUCAGCUUGUUGCUCGUGAGAAGUUGUUGAUGCCUAUCUAUGCUCAGAUUUCAGUCCAGUUUGCUGACUUGCACGACAGAUCGGGAAGAAUGUUGGCGAAGGGUGUUAUCCGCAAAGAGAUCGAGUGGGUCCACGCGAGAAGAUUCUUCUUCUGGCGUUUGCGCAGACGUUUGAACGAGGAGUACUUGUUGCACAAGAUUGGCGACAUCGUAAAGAACGCCUCUCGCUUGGAGAAGGUUGCUCGUUUGAGAAGUUGGAUGCCUACAGUUGACUACGAGGACGACGAGGCUGUAAGCAACUUCAUUGAGACAAAUCACGCUAAAUUGGGCAAGCGUAUCGAGGAAUUGAAGAGCGAACAGAACCGCCACGACUUAUACAAGCUUCUCAAGAAGGACGGUCCAGCUGCUAGUGCUGCCAUCAAGGACUUCUUGAGCACCUUGCCUGCGGCCGAAAGACAGCAGUUGCUUGGCAAUCACUGA
Molecule: messenger RNA, 6636 nt
Organism: Candidozyma auris
Lineage: Eukaryota; Fungi; Ascomycota; Pichiomycetes; Serinales; Metschnikowiaceae
Gene: ACC1
Product: acetyl-CoA carboxylase ACC1
Exons: 1
Coding region: 1-6636 (2211 amino acids)
Biological process (GO): fatty acid biosynthetic process
Molecular function (GO): metal ion binding; ATP binding; acetyl-CoA carboxylase activity
Source: RefSeq, a predicted model, not a curated record